This is a messenger RNA of Ornithodoros turicata, 3374 nucleotides long. RefSeq names its product zinc finger protein 436-like. The record is from RefSeq and is a predicted model, not a curated record. The transcript has 5 exons. Gene Ontology annotation, cellular component: nucleus. Gene Ontology annotation, biological process: regulation of transcription by RNA polymerase II. The coding region runs from base 401 to 2362 and encodes 653 amino acids. NCBI's taxonomy places the organism in Eukaryota, Metazoa, Arthropoda, Arachnida, Ixodida, Argasidae. Gene Ontology annotation, molecular function: RNA polymerase II cis-regulatory region sequence-specific DNA binding; DNA-binding transcription factor activity, RNA polymerase II-specific.
CAUGGGAAUCUUCACUGUUGACUGACUGACAUGACGCGCGUAAAUCUACAUGUGUGCUGCGCUGUGUGUUGUGUCGUCCUUUGUUUGUUUUCCGGCACGGUUGUUUUAAAUCGCUUUUUAAGUGUAAACCUACAUACUCCUCAUUAUUAUUAUUGAUGAGACUUUUAUUCAGUGCUAAUAUACUGCUCCAGGAUCGUCUGGGACGAACAACAAUUGGGUCUAAGCACCCGGAACAGAACAACCUCAAGGAACAGGACACAGACACCGUGCGCAGGCAAGUGUGAAAAACGAGGCUUCAUCUUCAGAAAACAGGUACACCUCUCUGGCAUGUCUUCUGUCUUGACUGGCAACCCUUGAAGACAGGGCUGGCUCUCUGACAAACACCAACAGUUUACUCCCCAUGAAGGAAGAGGCAAGACAUACUCGUGUCUUGGAGUCAUCAUGUAUCAACCCCUCGAAUUCUCAACUCCAAGAAAUGCAGCUCUCCCCAGAGUUGAGUGGUCAGCUCGUGAGAGUGAAAUCGGAACCACCUGAUGUUGCAUGCCUACCAGAAGAUGGCCAGACACAGCAACAGCACUGCAACGAGCCUUUACCAGGACGUGAUGCUGAUGGAGUGACGUCUGGGACGUGUCGCAUUAAAGAAGAACCUCGAGAGGACUCUUCGAAUGAACGUCCCAUCAUAGAAGUCAAGACGGAGCCUUACAACAUUGCAGUCUUGACAGAAGAGGACCAGAUGGGACACAGCUGUCACUCGGCAUCAGAAGACGCAAGAGACUGCACUGAUACGCUCCAUAUUCAGGACAAGCCUAGAGGCACUUGUGAUCAAGGAUACUCUGGUUGCGCUUCUUCAAGUGCACAGUUCAAGAUCAGCACAGCAACAGUUGUACUGCAGCUCGACAGCACUGCACUAGUCACUAUGAACGAUCGACACGCUGAGCAACAUAGAGACCAGAGCAAGCCAUGUGCACUUGCACGCAUGUCGAAAGUCAGCCUCGAAUGCCACAUGUUUGAACACUGUCACAACGAGUCUGAAAAGCGUCUCACUACUACUCCAUCAGAUGUUCAGGUGGGAGGAAUGGGUUCUGGGUGCAGCAUCUGUCCCUCUGCAUUCUCGUGGUCUGCAGGUGACAAGAACCACAUAGCUCCAGAGUUCAGUAUGAGCGGGAACCUACAGCAGCACAAGUGGACAGAUUCAUCCAAGAAGCCGUACAAGUGCGAUGUCUGCCCUGCGGAGUUCAUCCGGAUUGCUCACCUGCAGCAGCACAAGCGGACACACACAGGCGAUAAGCCAUACAAGUGCAAUGUCUGCCCUGCUGAGUUCAGCCAGAGCGGGCACCUACAGCGUCACAUGUGCACACACACGGGUGAAAAGCCAUACAAGUGCGAUGUCUGCCCUGCAGAGUUCAGCCAGAGCGGGCACCUACAGCGUCACAAGCGAACACACACAGGUGAGAAGCCAUACAAGUGCAAUGUCUGCCACGCAGAGUUCAGCCGCAGCGGGAACCUACAGCAGCACAAGCGGACACACACAGGCGAGAAGCCAUACAAGUGUGGUGUCUGCCACGCAGAGUUCAGCCUGAUUGGGCACCUACAGCAGCACAAGCGGACACACACGGGUGAGAAGCCAUACAAGUGCGAUGUUUGCCCUGCAAAGUUCAGUCAGAGCGGGCACCUACAGCAUCACAGGCGGACACACACGGGUGAGAAGCCAUACAAGUGCGAUGUCUGCCACGCAGAGUUCAGCCGCAGCGGGAACCUACAGCAGCACAAGCGGACACACACGGGCGAGAAGCCAUACAAGUGCGAUGUCUGCCAUGCAGAGUUCGGCCUGAUCGGGCACCUACAGCAGCACAAGCGGAGACACACGGGUGAGAAGCCAUACAAGUGCAAUGUCUGCCAUGCAGAGUUCAGCCUGAUCGGGCACCUACAGCAGCACAAGCGGAGACACACGGGUGAGAAGCCAUACAAGUGUGAUAUCUGCCCUGCUGAGUUCAGCCAGAGCGGGAACCUACAGCGUCACAAGUGGACACACAUGGGUGAAAAGCCAUACAAGUGCGAUGUCUGCCCUGCAGAGUUCAGCCAGAGCGGGCACCUACAGCGUCACAAGCGGACACACACAGGUGAGAAGCCAUACAAGUGCGAUGUCUGCCACGCAGAGUUCAGCCGCAGCAGGAACCUACAGCAGCACAAGUGGACACACACAGGCGAGAAGCCAUACAAGUGUGGUGUCUGCCCUGCGAAGUUCAGCAGAGGCUGGAACCUACAGCAGCACAUGCGGACACACACGGGCGAGAAGUCAUCCAAGUGCGGUCUCUGUCCUGCAGGCUUCAGACAGAGUGCAACUUUGUCACGUCACAAGUGAACACACACGGGUGAGCAGACAUAAAAUUGCAACUUCUGUCCUGCAGUGUUCAUCCACAACACAAACUUGUGGUGUGAAACAUGUGCAGUCUCUGUCCUGCAGAAUAUCACAAGCAGACACCCUAAGGCAAGAAGCCAAAAAAGAGAAUUCUCUGUUCUGCAGAUCUGAGGCAGAGCACAAACCUGCAGUGCAACAAGAAGACCUACAUGGGUGCGAAGCCAUACAAAUGCAACCUCUGUGCUGCAGAGUUCAUGUAGAGCAGGAACACACAAAGUUAGAGAAGAAGCUGGUAGAGCUGGUUCAGCCAGAGCAGGAAACCUGUGGCUUAACAGGUAGUCAGGACACACUUGUGAUGGCAACCAUGCAAGUGUACAGAGGCCGCGUACACGUUAAAAUGCACCAGCCCUGGGCUGUCUCGUGUCCUGAACCCAGACACCUGAACACCUGAAGAAGCACAUAUGCUACUGCACAGAUAGGGGAAGGCUGUACGUAUGCAAUCUGUCUCCCGCCGUAUUUUACUUGUGUUUGACAUUUUGAAACUCGCACGCGUGAACAGACUGAGAGUCAAAAGCGAUGUGUUGGGUGGUGACACAUGUGAAACGUAGAAAAAAAGAACAGUACAGAGAAACAAACAAACAAUGAAGGGACACCCAUACAGUGUCCCUCAACUGCUAACCAAGGUUUACUUCCAUGAACAACAUGCAUUGCAUUGUUUCCCUUUUGCCUUUGUGUUCCUUUAUUCCUCUUUAUUAUUAUGAUGAAUGCUUCUUUCAUGCCCUUCAUCUCCUUAAACGAUAACAUAAACAAAUAAAUCAACCCAAAGAAAUGAAGAAUACUUCUACAAGAAGUGACAACUUGUAUAUAAGAAGAAUCCCGACAAUUACCUUUAGCGUUACGAGCAUCUGUUGUGGAAUGCGUUCCAAUUUGUAACAAUUUGUGAAUGACAUCUCAGGAGAAAUCACGAAGAGACAAUUGUGUAUGGUAUGAGAGAUUAAAAAUUGUGACCUCGGUC